AAGUUCCUCAAGCAGAUGGUGGGGGGCUUCUCCAUCCUUUUGUGGAUAGGUGCUAUCUUGUGCUGGAUCGCAUAUGUGAUCCAGUAUGUCAACAAUUCUGCAUCCCUAGACAGUGUUUACUUGGGCGCCAUACUUAUCCUGGUCGUUAUUUUAACGGGGAUUUUUGCUUAUUACCAAGAAGCCAAAAGCACCAACAUCAUGGCCAGCUUUAGUAAGAUGAUCCCCCAGCAAGCUCUUGUCAUCCGAGAUUCAGAAAAGAAGAUCAUUCCUGCGGAGCAGCUGGUGGUUGGGGAUGUUGUGGAGAUUAAAGGAGGGGACCAGAUUCCCGCAGACAUCAGACUGGUGUCUUCCCAAGGGUGCAAAGUAGAUAAUUCCUCUCUCACUGGGGAAUCUGAGCCCCAGGCUCGUUCAACUGAGUUUACCCACGAAAACCCCUUGGAAACAAAGAACAUAGGCUUCUAUUCCACAACGUGCUUGGAAGGCACGGCGACUGGCAUUGUCAUCAACACGGGUGACCACACCAUCAUUGGUCGCAUAGCCUCCUUGGCUUCAGGUGUUGGAAGUGAGAAAACACCCAUUGCCAUAGAGAUUGAGCACUUUGUCCAUAUUGUGGCAGGGGUGGCCGUCUCCAUCGGCAUCAUUUUCUUCAUCAUCGCGGUGUGCAUGAAGUACUACGUCCUUGAUGCCAUCAUCUUCCUCAUUAGCAUCAUUGUGGCCAAUGUACCUGAAGGCCUCCUGGCCACUGUCACUGUCACCCUGUCACUGACAGCGAAACGGAUGGCUAAGAAGAACUGCCUGGUGAAGAACCUGGAGGCGGUGGAGACCCUGGGCUCCACCUCCAUCAUCUGUUCAGACAAGACCGGGACCCUCACCCAGAACCGGAUGACUGUGGCUCAUCUGUGGUUUGACAAUCAGAUCUUUGUGGCCGAUACAAGCGAAAACCAGACAAAACAAGCCUUUGACCAAAGCUCUGGAACCUGGGCUUCUUUGUCCAAGAUAAUAACACUGUGUAACCGAGCAGAGUUCAGGCCGGGUCAGGAGAGCGUCCCCAUCAUGAAGAGAAUUGUGGUUGGAGAUGCCUCAGAAACUGCUCUUCUAAAAUUCUCAGAGGUUGUUUUGGGUGAUGUGAUGGAAAUUAGAAAAAGAAAUCACAAAGUAGCCGAAAUUCCUUUUAAUUCCACCAACAAAUUUCAGCUCUCCAUACAUGAGACAGAGGAUCCUAAUGACAAACGCUUCCUCAUGGUGAUGAAAGGGGCUCCCGAGAGAAUAUUAGAGAAGUGCAGCACCAUCAUGAUCAACGGCCAGGAGCAGCCACUGGACAAGAGCUCUGCCGAUGCCUUCCACACAGCCUACAUGGAGCUGGGAGGCCUGGGCGAGCGUGUGCUGGGUUUCUGUCACCUCUACCUGCCAGCAGAUGAGUUUCCCCAAACCUACCCAUUUGAUGUAGACAACAUAAACUUUCCCACUUCCAACCUCUGCUUUGUGGGGCUUCUGUCCAUGAUCGAUCCCCCUCGGUCCACUGUCCCAGAUGCAGUCACCAAAUGUCGGAGUGCAGGGAUCAAGGUUAUUAUGGUUACAGGUGAUCAUCCUAUCACAGCCAAAGCCAUUGCCAAAAGCGUAGGAAUCAUAUCCGCCAACAAUGAGACAGUGGAAGACAUUGCAAAACGCCGAGGUAUUGCUGUGGAGCAAGUCGACAAAAGAGAAGCUAAAGCCGCUGUGGUGACUGGCAUGGAACUGAAGGACAUGACCCCAGAACAACUAGAUGAGCUUUUAAUCAACUACCAAGAAAUCGUAUUUGCUCGGACAUCGCCCCAGCAGAAGCUGAUCAUCGUGGAGGGCUGUCAGAGGCAGGAUGCAGUUGUGGCUGUGACAGGAGAUGGAGUGAAUGACUCUCCAGCCCUCAAGAAGGCAGACAUCGGGAUUGCUAUGGGGAUAGCAGGUUCUGACGCUGCUAAAAAUGCAGCAGACAUGGUCUUGCUGGAUGACAACUUUGCAUCUAUAGUCACAGGGGUGGAGGAAGGUCGUCUGAUCUUUGACAACCUGAAGAAGACCAUUGCCUACACCCUGACCAAGAACAUUGCUGAGCUCUGUCCCUUUUUGAUCUACAUCGUUGCUGGGCUCCCCCUGCCUAUUGGCACCAUUACUAUCCUAUUCAUCGACUUGGGCACAGACAUUAUUCCCUCCAUUGCCUUGGCCUAUGAGAAAGCUGAAAGUGACAUUAUGAAUAGGAAGCCUCGCCACAAGAAGAAGGACAGACUGGUGAACAGGCAGCUCGCUAUCUACUCUUACCUGCACAUUGGUCUCAUGCAAGCCCUGGGAGCUUUCCUCGUGUAUUUUACCGUCUAUGCACAGCAGGGCUUUUGGCCCACCUCUCUCAUCAACCUGAGGGUAGCAUGGGAAACAGAUGAUAUAAACGACUUAGAAGACAGCUAUGGGCAGGAAUGGACAAGGUAUCAGAGAAAAUACCUAGAAUAUACAGGCUAUACAGCUUUCUUCGUGGCCAUCAUGGUCCAACAAAUUGCUGAUCUAAUCAUCAGGAAAACCCGGAGGAAUUCCAUCUUCCAGCAAGGACUCUUCAGAAAUAAAGUCAUCUGGGUGGGGAUUGCCUCCCAGAUCAUUGUGGCACUGAUCCUCUCCUAUGGUCUUGGAAGUGUAACAGCCCUGAGUUUUACCAUGCUCAGGGCUCAGUAUUGGUUUGUGGCCGUACCACAUGCCAUUUUGAUUUGGGUGUACGAUGAGAUGCGGAAACUCUUCAUCAGGCUCUACCCUGGAAGCUGGUGGGAUAAGAACAUGUAUUAUUGAGACCAUGUCACUCACAGGUCUCCCAG
Molecule: messenger RNA, 2828 nt
Organism: Onychomys torridus (southern grasshopper mouse)
Lineage: Eukaryota; Metazoa; Chordata; Mammalia; Rodentia; Cricetidae
Gene: Atp12a
Product: ATPase H+/K+ transporting non-gastric alpha2 subunit
Exons: 20
Coding region: 16-2802 (928 amino acids)
Biological process (GO): proton transmembrane transport; intracellular potassium ion homeostasis; intracellular sodium ion homeostasis
Cellular component (GO): membrane
Molecular function (GO): ATP binding; ATP hydrolysis activity; P-type sodium:potassium-exchanging transporter activity
Source: RefSeq, a predicted model, not a curated record